Molecule: messenger RNA, 738 nt
Organism: Stereum hirsutum FP-91666 SS1
Lineage: Eukaryota; Fungi; Basidiomycota; Agaricomycetes; Russulales; Stereaceae
Exons: 3
Coding region: 1-738 (245 amino acids)
Source: RefSeq, a predicted model, not a curated record
AUGACUACCCCCGCCACUUCGGCGACAGUGUUAUCAACGUCUACGCCCUCUGCGAUACUCGCCCCUACGAAUGACACCAACUCUGCCCCUAACACCGCUCCCAUCCAAACCGCCAACGGCAUGGUCCCCAUAGGCAACACUCUCCCUCAAAGAUCUGAGUGGUCUAAUGCGGGCCGUUGUGCCAAGCCGCUCGAAGAAGGGAAGGCAUGCUCUUAUCACGCAGGAAUGACUCAUGAUCAGCUCCUAUUCGAUGUGGGCUAUGUCGGUGAGGACUACGAGGAAGAUGAGGAGGCAGAGGAGGAUGAGGAUGAGGAUUACGAGGAAGACGAGGAGGUAGAGGAGGCUGCGUAUGCCAUAAUAUGGGUGUGUUACAACGACGAUAGCAGUACCCAAGCUUUUGAACUCGUCAUGCCAAAUUGGCCUUUCUUUCAUCCCAAGGAUGUCCCUGACCUUGCUAAGGACGUUCUUCUUGCCGAUGAUUCUUACUGGCGCUACGACGAGGAGCUCAAGUCCUGGUUGAAGACCACCAGUCCCUUCCGCCUCGAUGCAGGCAAAGUUCUCUACUUGUUCGCAGUCAAUGUGACCGAUUUCUCUGGACUUCCGGGUUCCACGAGUCUGAACGUGCCAUCCACACCAACGAAACCCCCCUUUGCCCAUACCAAAUUCCCCGCUUACUCUUCAUCUCCUGCCAAGCGUUUUCGCAUCUCCAAAUUCCCCUCGUCCGACCAUUUUUUCUAA